Messenger RNA from Microplitis demolitor, 4516 nucleotides. It is a transcript of the gene l(3)80Fg, whose product is annotated as dnaJ homolog subfamily C member 16. The transcript is spliced from 5 exons. The record is from RefSeq and is a predicted model, not a curated record. The coding region runs from base 594 to 3146 and encodes 850 amino acids. NCBI's taxonomy places the organism in Eukaryota, Metazoa, Arthropoda, Insecta, Hymenoptera, Braconidae.
ACAUCGCUUCCAUUUUUUUACUACUACCCAUUCUACAUUUAUAUGUAUACCAAUAUAAAAUUUAUUUUGUUGAUCACUGGGAUCACUGUUUGUUAAACAGCGUAAAAAAUAGUGUUAUAAAUUUAAGUACUGUUAAAGCAAGUGAUUUUAAAUUUUUACAUGAACAAUGUGCAAGUAAAUUUAUUUUAAAAAUAAAUUCAAACUAAAAAAAAUUAUCUGUCCAUCGCCUUAACAAUUUUCUGACUUGAUUAAAUAAAUUUAAUUAACUCCACUUGUCAGUGGGUUUUAAAAAUUGCUAAAUAUAAAAAAAAAUUAUAAAAGUGAAUUUGUUAAAACUUUUAUGUCAUAUAUUUAAAUUUUAGUUUAAAAUUAAGUAAAUAAUGUUUAGUAUAUAAUAAGGUUGGAAAGCUCCAUAAUGUGUCAAUAGAAAAAUUCUAUUUUUGUAUUCAUCCCGUUGAUUCGAAUGACCCUAAUUAUCCACAAUAAAUAUAAGCCAUGAUAAAAUUAUUGGAAAAAGAUAAUGAAGUUGUGGCAAAUUUAAACUUUUUCACUCUAUCGUUAUUUAUAUUUUUAAAUUUAAAUUUAAAAUAAAAAUGUUUUGUUUAAAUGAAAUAUUUAAAUUAAAUAAUGAAAUAUUUAUAAAUAUAUAUAAAAAUAAAGUUAAAUUUAUGUCAUGGUUUGAUAUUUUAGUUAAAUCACAAUUUAUAUCACGGAUAAAUUUUAUAAAUAAAAGGUCGUUGUUAAAAAGUGAUAAAUAUAAUAUAGUAAAUAUGAAAAGUAUCGUAUCAUUUUUAAGAUCACUCAUGUAUUUUACUGUUAUAUUCAUUGUUGUAAAUAUAUUGUCGGUGGCUGAUGCAUCAGAGCCACUUAGAAACCCGUAUGAAGUUUUGGGAGUAACGAGACACGCGACAAUUCAAGAUAUAAGGAAAGCAUACAAAAAUCUUGUUAAAGAAUGGCAUCCAGAUAAAACAGAUCAUCCGGGAGCUGAAAAUAAAUUCGUUGAAAUAACGAAAGCCUAUGAGUUGUUAUCCGAUCCAGAAAGAAGAAGAAAAUUUGAUAAUCAUGGAAUAACUGAGGAACAUAUUUCAAGACCAAAACAAUCAAAUUACUUCCAUAAGACUGAUCCUCUUGACGAAUUGUUUAGUGGCGGUAAUUUUAAAUUUCAUUAUCAAACUCGUGACUUAUCAUUUUUUCACAAGAUGAGUAUUUCUUAUCGUACGUAUGAGAAUAAUGUUGUACCUAAAAGCUAUCGAACGCCGUAUUUUAUUUUGUUUUACUAUGACUGGUGUUUCACUUGCUUUCAAAUCGAACCGACCUGGAGACGAUUGAUUGAUGAGUUGGAACCCAUUGGGGUUAAAUUGGUAACAGCAAAUGCUGAGCGCGAGCCUUCAUUCGCGAGAAAAGUUAGCGUUCAUUCUGUUCCAUGUCUUGCUAUUACUUUGGAUGGGCGUACGAGUAUUUACAAAGAUUCUUUGUUCAGCGAAAAAAGAAUUGUUGAAUUUUUACGGAAUAAAUUUCCUUACAAGCUGUUCCAAAAUAUUAACGAUAAUAAUAUUGAUCAAUUUUUGUCUGGCUGGGUAGACAAUAAAAUACGAGCUUUAAUAUUUGAAAAACGUGAUUCGCCUAGAUUGCGUUAUCUACUUGUCGCAUUUCAUCAUCGUGAACGAGUUGCAUUUGGAUUUGUUCAACUCGGCAAAUCUGAGACCGAAGCAAUAGCACUGAAAUAUAAAAUUCCAAAAGAUAUGAAUACUCUGUUGUUAUUCAAUGAAAACUCCGAAAAACCCAUGGCUUCAGUCAGUAUGAAAGACAUAUCCAGCGAAACGAUGCAUAAUGUAAUAAAAAACAACAAUUAUUUAACGCUACCUCGACUUUCAAACCAAGCGAUGUUAGAUUCCGUGUGUCCGCCUGAAUGGUUGAAGCCGCAGAAACGACUAUGCGCGAUUUUGGUGUCACAAAAUAGUGCGAUCCAUGAUUUAGCACGACACAAAUUUCGUCAAGCUGCUAUGGAAUCACCCUACAGCACUGAGCGUGUAAGAUACACGUACAUAUUCAAAGAAUCACAGCCAGAAUUCGUGGCAGCGUUGAGUGCAAGUGAAGGCAGUCCGAUGGAACCUCUGCUGCACAUCGUGAUAAUUUGGCGGCGUGAUGUAAAUAAUUUGAAAUACGAGUGGCUGAAAACGCAGUGGGUUGAGCCGACCCAAGAUGAAAACAAAUGGAACGAAUCGAGACGAAAUUUAGAACAAACGAUUCAAAGAUUGUUGCGAAUUUCCGAAGCGUUGCCUUACGCAGCUAAAAUCGAAGAGCUGGCUGACGAACAUGCCCAGGGAACUGUUGAUAAAAUCAUUGGAAGAGCGCUACUGGCUGUUGACUAUAUCUCUGAUAAUAUUUCCAAGGAACAAAUUCUUCCUCUGAUAUCUGUUAUAGCGACGUUGGUAUUAAUCGGAGCUGCUGGCUACGGAAUGUCUUAUCUAGUUAAAUUAGAAGAAAUAAGUAUUAAAAUGAAGAAAGGCGACUAUGAGAAUAAUUCAAAGCCAUCGCAACUGUCCUCGCAAUUGAGACUCCAUGAAUUGCGGGCGGAAAAAUACAACGGGCUUGUACGGUUACUGAAACCUGGAUGCCGGACUAUUAUAUUGCUGGUGGACCAUCAGAGCAGAUUGAAAUUAAUCCCGGCAUAUCACAAAGCGAUUUGGCCUUAUAGAAAAAAUAAAACAUUGAUGUUUAGUUAUAUGAAUAUGGAACGGGGAUUGAAUUGGUAUAAAAAAUUAUUAUCGUUAAGUCUGCCGGAUUUGAUUGAAUUGAAUAUCAAUCCGAAAAAUUGUGUGGGUACUGUUCUGGCAUUGAAUGGCCACCGUAAAUAUUUUUGCAUUUAUCAUGCUAAGCAUCCGGAGUGUAAUAAAGAUAAAGAGUCAAAGCGCAUGGAACGAAUCACCAAACAAAUGAGUCAACGAUCUGACGAUGCAGAAGCUGGCGCAUUUAUAGGCUUUGAUGAUUCGAGUGAUUCAGAAUUGUCUCAGGAUGAAAUAAAAAAUAAUCUUCCUGACCCAAACAAACCUUUAGCUGGUUUACCCAACUGGCUCGAUAGAUUAUUCGAAGGCUCGACACAGCGCUAUCAUGUUAACUACUGGCCGGAUUUCACUGCCAAAUAAUAAAAAUAUAAUUAUAAUAAUAAUGGUAUGUAUCUAAACUUUUACUAUUAAAAUAAUAAAUCAGGUGUCUUGAUUCUAGUCAGUUAAGUGCUAUUAGUAUAUCUAUUGAAAAGUGUUAUCAACAAAACUAUAAUUUAAAUUCACCUUAAAACCAUAACAUACUCAUAAAAAAUAUAAAUAUAAAUAAAACAGUUACGUUGUUAAAAUCAUGUACCUAUCGUUAUAUGUAUGAGCUUACGUAGUCCGAUUUAAUUCAAAUCAGUCAUGAAAAUUAUAAUAUAUAAAUAAUACCCAAGACAUUGUUGAUUUCAUGUAGUAGACAUAAUUUAAUUAAUUAGGGAAGGCAUCAAUUGCCUAUGUUGUUUUUGCUGAAUGUAUCAAAUGCCUACAAUAUUUUUUCGUACAUAAAUUCUUACUGCUGCCAACUAAAAUUUAUUUUCUACGGUUCUAUUGCCUACCAAAAUAUUAAAUAUAUAAUUUAAUUGCAUAAAAAAAUAAUUGCAGUUCUAUUGCCUACGGAAAAAUAAUUAAUGAUGUUCAAUUGAUUGCUAUUUAAUUGUGAACCCAGUCAAAGAAAUUCCUAAUUAAUAUAGACAAGCUUCUGAUUUAUUUGCUGAGAAAAUCUUGUACUUGUUGAGGAGAAAUGAUCAACGUUAAAGACCGAUCACUUGAUAAAAAAAACGCAGCUGGUCUGAAAAAUAUCAGAACCUCGGUAGUCUUGACAAUAGCAACUGUAAAACUUGACAGAGUUUUCUAUCAGAAAUUAGUGAGCUGAUCAGGUGAUUCCCUAAGUCGACUAUGAGAUUCAACCCAGUGUCUUAUUAUGGACCGGGCGAGUUAUACUUUUAUCAAGACUACCGCGGUUCUCAUAUUUUACAGAUCAAUCGUCUUUUUUUUAUCAAGUGAUCGGUCUUUGUUGAUCAUUUCUCCUCAAGUACAAGAUUUUUCAGCAUAAUCAGAAGCUCGUCUACAUUAAUUAGGAAUUUCUUUGAUUGGGUAUACAAUUAAAUAUCAAUCAAUUGAACAUCAUGAAUUAUUUUCCGUAGGCAAUAGAACUGCAAUUAUUUUUUUAUGCAAUUAAAUUAUACAUUUAAUAUUUUCGUAGGCAAUAGAACUGUAGAAUAAAUUUUAGUAGACAAGAGCAGUAAGAAAUUAGAAUGAACGAAAAAAUAUAGUAGGCAUUUAUUUAAGUUUUAUUAAUAUAAAAAAAUAAUAUUUCCUAUAUUAUUCAAUCAGAAAUUUUGAUGGACCAAAAAUUAAUAAUUUUUUUUAAAGUUAUUGUAUUAUUUUAAUUUUUAAACCAACGGUGGAGUCUAGUCAAGUCACAGAAAACGUCCUAGUAAAAUUUUAAUAAAAUUGAUUUUUAUUUU